Bombina bombina (fire-bellied toad) is the source of this 1040-nucleotide messenger RNA. RefSeq names its product neuropeptide-like protein C4orf48 homolog. Lineage: Eukaryota; Metazoa; Chordata; Amphibia; Anura; Bombinatoridae. The transcript has 4 exons. The coding region runs from base 84 to 362 and encodes 92 amino acids. The record is from RefSeq and is a predicted model, not a curated record.
GGAACAUGUCACAUCCGCUGUACCAGGCAGACUGUGACUGCUAGAUCAUCGUCUCGUCUUGAAGUAGAUCUUGAAUACUAAUAAUGGCAUUGGCUGGUGUCACAAGUCUUCUGUGCAUGAUGAUCGUGGGUGCCAUAGGGUUUGUCUCAGUGAGCGGGAACAUUGGUGGAUCCCAUCCAGGACAAGGAAGCCUGAUACCAGCUGAAAGUCGCCCAUGUGUGGAUUGUCAUGCAUUUGAGUUUAUGCAGAGAGCUCUCCAGGACUUAAGAAAGACAGUGUAUAACUUAGACUCACAGACAGAAAUGCUUCUCAUGAGAACUGAAAAAAGAGGCUUAUGUGACUGUCUUAAGGGAAUCCGAUAAGGAGGUGAAGGAUCAGAAGCCCAAGCGACGGUCACAACAUAAGUGGGUUAUGAGACCUGCUGUGAUCAUUUGAGAGCUGCUGCCACAUAGUAUUGAUACAUCAAGUUGAACAAAUUAACCACAGCAUUUAUAAUGUAUUUUAUAUAUGUAUCACAAUGCAAUAUAUAUCCUAGUUACACAAACCAGUGCCAAAGUGCCACUACUGCACACUGUUAGCAAAUUAUUUACUAGAUUUUAUGCAUUAAGUGUUCAGCUUGCUGCUUAAAUAAAUCAUACAUUGAUUAAAAUAUAAAUGAAAAAUAAAUUUGUACUCCACUCUUAAAAAAGAAAAAGAAAAUUGGCAUACAUGUGAUAAAAAUAUAAAUAUAUUUAAAUUAUAUUUUUAAAGAAACAUAGUAAUGAACUGCUGUUUUUUUUUAAAAUCAGAAGUAGUUAUUUUAUGUUGAUUUACAACUCAAAAUACCACAAACACACCAUUGAUCACUAUAUAUAUAUAAUACAUACUGACAUUUUAUAUAAUCCACAUAGUGACAUGCAAACUUUGACCAAAGUGUUAUAUUUGUUGAUGCCUGUUGCAUUAAAAAUAUAUUUUAAAAUUUCACACGCAGAUUUUUUUAACACACCUCAAAAUUGCAUAAUCAUAUAUUAUAUGUUGUUAAUAAAUAUGCAUAUCACUCA